AUGUGGUUACAAUGCUCUGGAGAAGGUGAUUGUAGGAAACCAGACAGAAACAGAACACCUACAUCUAUCCACUCAGCGGUUGAGCAUUACUGUAGUAUUGAAAGGCGUCAGUAUUUGAGUUUGGACUUGGAGCUUGUGUUGCCGAGGCUGCCUUACACUGACUCCACUUGCAAUGGACAGCCUCUCCGUGCCAGGCUUCAUUCUCGAUACCAUGACCAUAAAGACAAGUUGAAGAGAUGUCUCAAGCAUGAGGAGGCGAGCAUGGAAACAGCAAGAGCUUGUGUGGAGAUGGAGGAUGGGCAAGCUGACUUCUGCCACAAUCGGUACCUCUGGAGCAAGGACUUCAUGCAAUACGGCACUGGAGGCGAUCUCAAGAGCAUGAGAUACAUACGAGACGACACUAUGGGGUAUCAAUUAUGCAUUGAUGUGCUAUACAAUCCGUAA
Pseudocercospora fijiensis CIRAD86 is the source of this 444-nucleotide messenger RNA. RefSeq lists its product as uncharacterized. The transcript is spliced from 4 exons. Lineage: Eukaryota; Fungi; Ascomycota; Dothideomycetes; Mycosphaerellales; Mycosphaerellaceae. The record is from RefSeq and is a predicted model, not a curated record. The coding region runs from base 1 to 444 and encodes 147 amino acids.